CAGCGAGCACAUGGUGAUGUUGAUUAUUGACGUAUAACAGAUAAUGAUGUUCGGAUAAUAUGUGCAGUAAACAAAAUCUACAGUGCGAUAAUGAUAAUGGAGAACUCAAAUUGCUGCUGCGUCAGUUACAAAAAUCUUUCAAAAUUGUACAACAAUGUGUAUCAACCUGGAGUUUGGUCCUGACAGAGUUAAGACCACAUGUUGUGACACUGAACAACCUAACAGAGCAGUUCUCCUCCUGCCACAGUGUUACAAAUAUUCAACUGACAGCUCUCACAUCACAGUUACCUGAUGUCAAAGAUAAACUGCUGCACAAAGUACAACAAGAAGUUGAUGCCAAACUUGUCAUCAUGCAAGAAAAGCUGUCUACAUUACAUGAAUUAUGUGGAAAGAUCUCAAAGCAGUGCAAAUAUUCCACUGAUUUAUAUACAAAGAAUUGUGUUUCGCUUGACUUGAUCACUGUAACCUCAGGAUCUGCCACCAGGCCAUCAAUAGCAGACAUGCUUGAAUGGCUUCAGGAUACAGAGCAAUUGUUUCUACAGAGAUACUGGGCUCGGGUUCAUAUCCUCGACCAGUUCAGACUGGAGGACAAAUCUACACACUUGCCUGAUAAUACUACCUGGAAUGGUGAUGAUAAUGACAUUCAGAAACAGUUCCAAGAGAAGAUGGUAUACUUGACCUUAUUUCUGGAGGAAAAGCUUUGAAUGGAAAAUGGAUUGAUAAACCCACAAUGGUACGUUUCUGCUCAGUAGAUGUAUAUGGUAUAAAUAAAUACCAGAAACAGGACUGCUGAUUACCAGUACAUACUAGAAGUCAGUCUGGACACUGAUCACAGGUAUUACUGACACUAUAUCACAGACUCCAGGAGGUCACUUUGGAGUAUCCAUAUUAUAGCAAUGAAAAAGGAUGUAUCAGAUGUUCAAUACCAAGAUUUCCAGUACAGUUUUGUGAUGGUAGAACUUGAUGAGCUAAGAACCAGAUAAAACUGCCAAUCUAUGUAUUGCAGAGCUACAAGAAGUGCAGGUAUGGCAGAUGAUGUCAUAAUGCACUUAUCUUGUGUGGUCACUUUUAAAAAUCUUGUCUUUAUUGAGUACUGAAGAGUUUAAUCUUUUAUAUAUAAUGUAUUUUUAUGAUUGAUAAAUAAUGAAAUUUAACAAAGAAUAAAUGUAUGUAAAUGAG
Ylistrum balloti is the source of this 1179-nucleotide messenger RNA. RefSeq names its product AFG2-interacting ribosome maturation factor-like. The record is from RefSeq and is a predicted model, not a curated record. The transcript has 5 exons. Gene Ontology annotation, cellular component: cytoplasm; nucleus. NCBI's taxonomy places the organism in Eukaryota, Metazoa, Mollusca, Bivalvia, Pectinida, Pectinidae. Bases 60 to 704 code for a protein of 214 amino acids.